Poecile atricapillus (Black-capped chickadee) is the source of this 220-nucleotide messenger RNA. Its product is annotated as small basic protein 1-like. The record is from RefSeq and is a predicted model, not a curated record. The transcript is spliced from 2 exons. NCBI's taxonomy places the organism in Eukaryota, Metazoa, Chordata, Aves, Passeriformes, Paridae. Bases 10 to 195 code for a protein of 61 amino acids.
UAUCCAGCCAUGAGGGUCAUCUACAUUGUCUUUGCUGUUUUCCUAAUGGCCUUGAUGGCCACCCCAGCCAAGAGCCAGCCAAAAAGGAGCUGCAGAGGGCACUGCUCCAGGACCUGUGGCAAAGGAGAGAGGGAGGAACACGCAGAGGACUGCGGGAGGAUGCACUGCUGCCUGACACACAGGAAAAAGAAGUAGAGAGGAGGAUGGAAAGUGAUUUUUG